AUGAACUUCUUGUCACUCCUUUACACCUGUUUGGCUCUUUCCGCUACCCAAGCUGAGGCCCUUCCUGUUGCCGGGUUUUUCAACCUCGGCAAGAGAUACGACAACUCUUCCACCCCUCUGACCACCUACACCACUGUUACAGCUGGCUCUACAGUGACCAUCGUGGAACCUUGCACUAUUUGCCUGGCAGGCACUUCCAGCAGCGCCUCCUCGUCUGUGGCCACCACCUCCUCCUCCCUCGCCGCUUCCUACAAUGUUGUCAGCGUGGCUAGCAGCUCCAGCAGCUCCAGCUACGCUGCCCCAACUGAGUACACCACUUACACUACCGUCAGCGAGGGUGUCACCAUCACCAUCACCGUGCCAUGCUCCAGCUCGAGCUCCAGUUCGAGCGCUCCUGCUGUCACAACCUCUGCUUCUGCACCGGUCAGCGUGUCAUCUAAGCCAACCGAAGACGUUGUGACUUCUACUUACGAGUCCAACGGUAAGGAAAUGACCACUACCUCGACCAGAACUUCCACAAUUUUCGUGACGGUCACACAAAGCAGCUUGUCCACCUCCAGUCCCGAGGCCUCUCCUUCGUCGGUCGCCGCCCAGGCAACCACUGUUGUCGAGACCGCCUCCAGCAGCUCAUCUGCUUCGACUUCAAAAAUCUCUGCACCGGCUGCCGCGGCUACCACGGUUACUCCUACUACCGUGACUGUCACGGAAACGGUCACCACCGGCUGCGGUGUCUCGUCAAGCGUUUCCUCGGACUCGACUUUGACGAGCACAGUGUACUUGACGUCCACUUUGACCCUGUCUGUCACUGCCACCAUCCCUAUCACCAACUCUGCCGGCUCCACCCUGACGGUGCUGACCACCGAGUCGUGCUUUGAAACGGCCGUCUCGACGUCCUACGUGACCACCUACGUCACUGACUACAUUACUUCGAGCGCCUCCGUGACUUCCUCGAGCUCGAGCUACUCUGCUCCCGCCGUUUACUCCAACACCACCACCUCGUCGGCACAGUCCUCGUAUGUCCCAUACUACCGGUUGAGCAGCAGCACGUAUGCUAACGCCUCGGACUACGUCUCGACUGCCUCUGAUGAGGUCGCUCUGGAGAAACGUGGAUUCUGGAACUUGUUUAUGUAG
This is a messenger RNA of Ogataea parapolymorpha DL-1, 1131 nucleotides long. RefSeq lists its product as uncharacterized. The transcript has a single exon. Bases 1 to 1131 code for a protein of 376 amino acids. NCBI's taxonomy places the organism in Eukaryota, Fungi, Ascomycota, Pichiomycetes, Pichiales, Pichiaceae. The record is from RefSeq and is a predicted model, not a curated record.